AUGCCGCUCUAUAAACUCACCUCGUUGGACAUCCGUGAUACGGCGCUUGUUGAUUGCGCCACGGGCGAGACGCUAUACCGUACCUCCACUCCCGUCGCCUCCCCCAGAUCAAGAGCCAGCUCCAUCACUAGCUGGGCGAGCUCCAGCAGAUCUCAGGAGAAGCUGCCUUUGCGGGAUCAGUGCACGACAGCAGUGCUUGAUCGCGAGGGCCAAAUCGUUGCGGAGAUUGUGUGGGAGGGCACGCAUACGCCGGAAAUCAGGAUAGGGGACGAGGUCCUGAAAGGCACAGGGGAGCUCUUCGAUGCUGCCUUCGUUAGGGUUCUCCCAGACGAAACAUUCCUCCCUACCCGUAUGGAGUAUACGUGGAGGAUAACUCCGGAGACCCUGACUCUGCUAGACGACGACGGCGCCGUUGUAGGGCGGCUGUAUGCGGAUUGCGCGUUCAGCAAAGGGCGUCCCGUACCGGCUCUAAGACCUCAUACGGGGCUCGACUACCUCGAACUCCAUACGCUCAUGUCAGAAGAUCUAUUGGAAGUAAUCGUGUCGUAUCUGCUCGUCACUACCCUGCGCGAGCGGUUGUUUUCUGUCACCAAAUACGUGUACGGCGGUCAACGCAAACGGCCCCUCUCCACACUACGCUCGCACGCUACCCGGAGCUUCGUCAGCCUCCGAGAUAGCAUUCGCCAUAGUAUAUCGCCCAUGAAACACCACCAUUAG
Molecule: messenger RNA, 717 nt
Organism: Trametes versicolor FP-101664 SS1
Lineage: Eukaryota; Fungi; Basidiomycota; Agaricomycetes; Polyporales; Polyporaceae
Exons: 4
Coding region: 1-717 (238 amino acids)
Source: RefSeq, a predicted model, not a curated record